Messenger RNA from Helianthus annuus (common sunflower), 1830 nucleotides. Its product is annotated as UPF0481 protein At3g47200-like. The transcript has a single exon. Bases 27 to 1652 code for a protein of 541 amino acids. Lineage: Eukaryota; Viridiplantae; Streptophyta; Magnoliopsida; Asterales; Asteraceae. The record is from RefSeq and is a predicted model, not a curated record.
UGGACUUCAAUAUCAGGGAUCAAAUAAUGGGAACCAAGCUCACAAGGAUUCCUCUACAAACCAUAUGUAGAUGGAGGUUUGCCACAAGAGCAACCCACACAAGAAAUCUUGCUCAGCCUACAGAUUUGGCAGCUGUGCUACACGAAAAGCUCAAUGCUCAGCUUCCAACACAGAUCAGCAACGGUGCUACCAUCUACAGAGUUCCAGCCCAUUUACGAUUAGUCGAACCCAAAGCUUAUGAACCCAAUAUUGUUUCAAUCGGUCCUUACCAUCACGGAGCAGCUCAUUUGCAAGCCAUGGAGAUCACAAAAUGGAACUUCUUUCAUGACCUCUUUAAUCCAAGCAAGCCCGAUCGUCCUAAUCUAAAUGCAGUACAUGAGGAACUGAAGCAAAUGGAACAGCAGGCUCGUAGUUUCUACUCUGAAGAUUUGAAGAUGAACAGUGACCAGUUCAUACACAUGAUGCUCUUCGAUAGCUGCUUCAUUAUACAGCUUCUUAGAGAGACCAGGGAGAUCGAUUUCAGUAAGAAGUCAAUGCAGAUACAGAGGUGGAUGUUACCCGUUCUCCAACGUGAUCUCAUCAUGCUUGAAAAUCAGCUCCCUAUGUUCGUUUUAAACAAAGUAUACGACUUAACAAGCAGAUCUAACACUUGUGAAGCUGCAGAAGAUUUAAAUUUGAAAGAGCUUGCACUUCAAUACUUCGAACCAAUGAUAUACAAAGAUUUAGAUACUCCCAAGAAGAGUUCUUUGCAGGUUGAUGGAAGCCACUUUCUAGAACUCUUUCGGGCCAGCAUCUGCCCGACUGAGGUUUCGCAAAAUAAGUUUCUGGUUAAGGAGCCGCACAUGUUUCGUUCAGUAUCAGAAUUAAAAGAGUCUGGUGUCAAAGUCAAAAGGGCGGAAAACUGUCAACCGUUAGAAGUAAGCUUUAAAAAGGGGAUUCUGAAGAUUGCUCCUGUGAGCAUGGAUGACUACAGGUUCACAUUGUUUAGAAACAUGGUGGCCUUUGAGCAAUGCCACUUUGGCUGCAAACCACAUGUAACGGCUUAUGUCUUCUUUCUUGAUAGGCUAAUAAACUCUGGUGAGGACAUAGAAUUGCUUCAUUAUCCAGGUGUUUUGCAGCAUACUCUAGGUGGGAAUAAACACGCAGCAAGACUGGUGAACAAGCUCUGUAAAGAGGUAGCUGGGGCCGCCGAUGACUCAUAUUUACGCGAUGUUCUUUGGGAGAUCAAUUGCUACUGCAACGAUGGGUGGAAUCAAAAGAGAGCGAAACUGAAGCAUGAAUAUUUUUACAAUGUUUGGGUAUCAGUAGCGACUAUAGCUGCAAUUUUAGUUAUUUACCUUACCAUACUUCAAACAGUUUGGGGGCUCGGAGAAGAUGGUAACCGAACUCACAUGCUCCGAACUGGUUUCUGGCAUUCCAUGGCAGAUGCUUUUGCUAUACCAUUUAGGCGUGCCAAUCCCGAUGCAGAAGCUCUUGCUAUACCAUUUGGAGGUGCUAAUCCAAAUGCAGAAGCUGUUGCUAUACCAUUUGGAGGUUUUAAGCCAUCUAAGAAGUCAUCCGUGCCUGUCAAAAAUGAUCUUGAGAUCUUUAAAUGGUUCUUCAGUCAUGAAGAACGUGACGACAUGAAUCCUUUCUUCUUCGUGUUUUGUUAAUAUGCAGGAAGAUCAUUUUUUUCGAUUUCAUUUUCCAUGAUUGUCCGGUUAUUGCAAGGAAAAUAAUGCAUGUGUUAUGUUUCAUGUAUGUUCUUUCUCAGGAAAGUACACCAGCCAGGUGUGAAUGUAAUGCAAGUUGUACAUGAUUUCCAACUAUAUUAAGCUAGGCUUUCGUUUC